AUGAUGCGGCGAACCACGCAUCGCAAACCAUCAAAGCUAGCGCUUACGCUAUCGCUCUUCUUUCUUGCUACGCUGACCACUGCCUCCGACUCCACAUCACCAGCAGAACGUCGCUCAUGGAGACCAGAUAGCGAGCAACCCGGGGCCAAAUUCGUCCUCGGCGACGGCAAGACCGAAGGCUCAAAAGUGAAAGGCUACGAGGGGGAAUGGCCGCUCUGGUCAUCAUCACGAAAGACCCAAUCAAGUGCAAACCAUGCAAACCCGCCCGAAGCUUCGAACUCUGUCGCUCCGCAAGCUGGAUCGAGCAACUCCACCGCCCACGUAUGCUCCCCCAUCGGAGACUGCGAACCUUGCCCCGAAGACGUAAUCCACCUCCCCUACUGUCGCCCUUACAACAACCGCCGCCGCGUCGCAUGCAGCCCCGUCACCGACCGCAACGACCCGCAAGCCGUCCAAUCCGCACUCCGCGCUGCCAACUCCGCGAAAACAGAUACUUCCGCCGCAAACGUCCGGCUCGGAUACGAGGCGUGCGGCAAAUCAGCCAAGCAGGAGGCGAGAGACUACUUUGAGAUGAUCGGGGUUAUUGCGAGCAUUGCGAUCUUCUCGGUGUGGGCAUUUGUGCAGAGGCAGAAGCUGCUGUUUAGGAGGCAGAAUCAGAGAUUGCAGAGUCGAGUGACGGGCAGGAGGAGUUCGGGGAUUCCGACAGGGGCGGGUGGUGGUGCGGGGAUGCAAGGGAGAGGGAAGAAACGCGCGGCUAGGCUGGCCAUUCCGUCUGGUCAGCGUUGA
Molecule: messenger RNA, 786 nt
Organism: Pseudozyma hubeiensis SY62
Lineage: Eukaryota; Fungi; Basidiomycota; Ustilaginomycetes; Ustilaginales; Ustilaginaceae
Exons: 1
Coding region: 1-786 (261 amino acids)
Source: RefSeq, a predicted model, not a curated record